This is a messenger RNA of Penicillium egyptiacum, 1464 nucleotides long. The record is from the annotation of a GenBank genome assembly. Lineage: Eukaryota; Fungi; Ascomycota; Eurotiomycetes; Eurotiales; Aspergillaceae.
AUGUGCCCUGAAUACUUAGCCAUUGUCUUCGGCAGUGUCUUCUUCAUUAUUGUAUCUCGACGAAUCUACGUUGCCUUCUGGGGUCCUUUGAAUGACAUCCCAGGCCCGUUCUGGGCCAAAUUUACGAGACUCUGGGAGGUCUAUGCGCUCAUACCUGGUGACUUCGAGAGAAAGCUCAUUGCGCUUCAUAGAUUUUAUGGUCCAAUUGUUCGUAUCGGACCAAACAAGUGCAGUAUUGACGACCCCGACGCAGUCAAGAUCAUUUACGGACUUGGGAAGCCGUUCGUGAAGACCAGCUAUUACUCAGCGUUUACCGACGUGGACAAAACCAGUCUCUUUUCCGAAAGAGAGCCUAGUAUCCAUGCUGGAAUGAGGCGGAGGAUUGCCAAGUUAUACUCGUUGACAAACCUCCUGAGCUAUGAGGCCUUUGUCGACCAAUGCACUGCUACUCUGGAGGAUAAGUUUCGAAAAUUCUGCAUUGAACAACGUCCUAUUGAGAUGGGUGCGUUUCUGCAAUACUACGCUUUCGACGUGAUUGGAUCAAUCACGGCUGGUCAUCCAUUUGGGCUGAUGGAGAAGGAAGGUGAUGAUGGUAUUAUCGGUCAGAUCCACCGUGCCACCCUCUACAGUAGCUUCAUCGGUAUCGUGCCGGACCUUCACUACUGGUACCAAAAAGUGCUCGACAAGCUGCGGCCGUACGGCGUCAAUUCAUCUCGCGCCGAGCUGCUCGAUUUCGUCAAUUUCCACAUCGGGCAGCGCCGCAGGGGCAUAACGCCAAAUGACAAAAAUGAUUUCCUUACUAAACUUUUGCUCUUGGAAAAAGAAGGGGCCAAUACUCAUGCUGAUACUCAGGUUUCGUGCAGGAGUAAUAUUGCUGCUGGCUCAGAUACAACCGCAAUCUCUUUGGGCGCGAUCCUCUACCAUCUUAUCCAAAACCAGGGUAAGAUGGAGAAACUGCGAGAUGAAAUAGACAAGAAAUGGGCGGCUGGCGAGCUCUCUGAUCCGAUAACUUUCAAGCAGUCUCAGGAACUACCCUAUCUCCAGGCAGUGAUCAAAGAAGGGCUACGCAUGCACCCGGCAAUAGCGGUUGUUCUGGCACGAUGUGUACCGCGAGGCGGUGCUGUAAUUUGUGGCAAAUAUCUACCUGAAAAUACCGAAGUUGGAAUCAAUGCAUGGGUUGCUCAUCGAAACGAAAAAGUCUUUCCAGAGUCUACAGCAUUCAGGCCCGAGCGUUGGCUUGGGCCAAAGACUGAAAUCUCAAGAAUGGAUUCAUACUUUGCCUCUUUCGGGUUUGGGUCGAGAACAUGUAUAGGAAGACACAUCAGCUUUCUCGAGAUCAGCAAGCUUGUCCCCCAGCUUAUAAGAAAACACGACUUUGAGCUGGAGCCCCCAAAUAUGGAAUGGGUGGUCAAAUCUCAUGUAUUUGCGAAGCAGAGAUUCCACUGCAAGAUCAAGCAGAGAUGA